GGCUACGAAAUCGUACCUAUCGUGAGGCGAGUGCACACGCCACUUGCACCAGUCGGCCGCGAGAAAGGGACGGAACAAGUGUCGAGAGAACAUGGCGGCGCAUUGGAACGUGCCACAGUGAUGCAGCGUACGCGCAGCGAGAUCGUCCACCUUGAGUGACCAAAGAGAUCGUGGCCCCGCAACGCUAAACACUCGUUUGGCCAAAUGACAUGGGAAUUUGUAAUCGAAGGCAUUUUCUGCUGACAAUAUGCGUCCUACAACUCAUCACUACCAUAGAGCGCCAGGUCUUCGACUUUCUGGGCUUUAUGUGGGCUCCGAUACUGGUCAAUUUCUUCAAUAUUAUAUUUGUAAUCUUAGGAUUUUUUGGGGCCUUUCAAUAUAGACCUAAAUAUAUCAUAUCAUAUUGUGUAUGGAAUGCACUAUGGCUGGGGUGGAAUAUAUUCAUGAUAUGUUUCUAUCUGAAUGUGGGUGUGCUGGACAAUAAUAGUGAUAUUUUAAACCUUGGUACUGGUAGCUUUUCUUGGUGGCAUGUCAAUGGACCAGGUUGCAAAGCUAUUUAUGAUGUUACUGAACCAGAAUUAUUCAGACCUGCCCGACCUACAAAUGUGACAGAUUGUGUGCUAGAUUAUGAAGUAGUUGAAAUUUUACAUGCAUCUACUCAAUGCAUCUUAGGUUUUAUUGCAAUCAUUGGUGGUAUUUGUUUAAGUAAAGUUUUCCUGGAGGAAGAUGACAGUUUUGACUUUGUGGGAGGUGAUGACUUUGGGUUGGCAGGCCACACGCCGUUGCAUCCUAUGUACGUUAGCUACUCGGCUCUUCCAUCACCUGCCCACCCUCACAAAAAUUCCGCUCAAAAUUACCCUGCAGGCACAGCUAGCUCUCAUCAAUCUGUUAGUCAUGAUAACAGCUUCCCAAAGCAUAACGAUAAGCUGUACAACAACUCCGUACGGAGUAAAUGUAGUUUCAGAAACGACACAAUCAGAACUGACCAUAGCAACGUAUCAAAUCGCGAUCUAAAGUAUGUUGACUACUCGAACGAUUAUUCGAACCCGUUGGAUCAUUUACAAAGGCCCGUGUCUCCGUACGACGAGUACGAUUCAUUGGACAGUGCCGCUAAAUUAAAGUAUCAAAAGAACAAAAUGUACUAUCCACAUUCGUCUAAGUAUAGUCCCGUUGCAUCGCCGCGUAUUAAAUCUCGUCCCGCCGCCGCCGCUAAACAAAAUAAAACCUCCAACAAGCCUAGAGUCUUUACAGAUCAUAUUCGUGAACAACCAUUGAGAUCGUUUUAUUCUGAUCCGAGAUUGGCAAUCGAGAAUCAACAGAAUGUAAAUGAACAAGAGAAACAGAUUAGGUCUAAAAGGGACAGCAGACCUUUGUCGUUAUAUGCCACCCAAGCUAAAAGGAAGAAGAAGCAGCCAAGACCAUUGUAUAGCAUUGAGUACUCACAGCCAGAACCAACAGUACACGAUGACAGUGUGUCCCCAAAACCAAUGACACCUCGUAGAGUGAAAAGAAGAUCAGUGAUCUCUCGUGAUGGAACAAGGAGAUCCAGUAGAAGAAGUUCAGUGAGACAAUCUCGUAGAAAAAAUCCUGUGAACCGAAUAAUGGAUCACCAGGAGAGCCUAUAUGCCAAUACUACUCCUAGUAACUUGACCAACCAAAAUGUGAAUUCAUUGUCUCAAGGGACGCUCAAUUAUGAUAGAAUCUCUAUGAGUUGGGACAGAGAUAGGAACUCUAACUGGCAGCCAGAAGCAGUGAACAUGGCUGUGUCCUCUCCUACAUUAUGGAACCAGGAUUCUUCUAACAAUUAUUCUAAUACAAGUAACUACACAAAUCAGAAUUAUCCUAAUUGGGAUGGUAGCAGUUCUACUAGAAAUUUGACUGACAAUUGGCAGCCAAGUGAAUUGAGUCCCAUGCAAUGGCAAGGUCAGAGUAACCCCACUUUUCAGCAGACUAGUACACAGAGUUUGAAUGGGGAAGAUCUGGAUGAGAUUUACAAUAAUCGACCAGCCAGUGCUAGGUCCAGUUACAGUAAUUAUCAUGGGGUGAGGGCUACACCUCAGGUUCCCAAUAGAACAGAUAUUGUCAGGCAGAGCCAGAGGCAAUUUGUUCUCAGUGGACCACCUGCUUAUCAGGAUACAGUGAUUUAA
Habropoda laboriosa is the source of this 2147-nucleotide messenger RNA. RefSeq names its product sodium/potassium-transporting ATPase subunit beta-1-interacting protein (gene NKAIN). The record is from RefSeq and is a predicted model, not a curated record. The coding region runs from base 210 to 2147 and encodes 645 amino acids. Gene Ontology annotation, biological process: regulation of sodium ion transport. The transcript is spliced from 7 exons. NCBI's taxonomy places the organism in Eukaryota, Metazoa, Arthropoda, Insecta, Hymenoptera, Apidae.